UUCGUUUGGCAUACUCUGAGAGUUUCUCCCAUCUCUGAUUGGAUUGGCAACUGAAACUAUUUUUAACCCUCAUCCCCUAUGAACCCAUCUAGUGGACAAUCUACUAUACUUCUGAAAUUCGAACUGAGAAACGUCGGAUUCCUAGUACCAGAGCUUGUUUUAUGUUCACGCGGAUCUGACGCCAUAUCGCGUGACGAUGUUGACCAUACCCCAACGCUUACAAAUACGAUCGAACGUGUACGAAGCGAAGGAUUGCGGAGUUCUUAUCAUUAAUCUCAAUCAGAUAUCUCCAACAUCCCCUCUCAAUUUAUAAACAUUUACCAAGCAACGAGUGUUCAAGCUACCUAACAUUCAUUUCUUGCGUGAUGUCGUCUCCUUUAGCGACCGUCGGCGUUCUAUCAAUAGGGCAAAUGGGACUUGGAGUAGCCAAACUACUCGUCGCUCACAAUUACCAUGUCAUCACCAACGUCUCCGAUCGAAGCUCCGCGACCCAGGCUCGUGCACAUGAUGCACAAUUAGGCCUCGUCCAAAGCGACACGGAGCUCGUGCAGCAAAGCGAUUACAUCCUAUCCAUAGUCCCGCCCCGGGAUGCUGUGGAAACCGCACGACGAAUCCUCUUCGCGUAUGAAACCACCAAUAAACCAACCACUACCCAACCUUUGUACUACCUCGACUUAAAUGCAAUCUCCCCUUCAACCGCAACCUCAAUUGCCGACCAGUUCGCGCAGAAGGCACCUGGCAUCCGCUUCAUCGACGGCGGCGUAAUCGGCGCUCCGCCAUCGCCGUCCUCAUCCUCAUCCUCAUCAUCAACUUGGAUUCGUCCCGGGAUUCCCCUAUCCGGACCUCACCCCCUCUACACCGCCGAGAAGUCUGGUUCCCAUCUCGCCGAAGUGCUCAACUCGCGGCACCUCGGUCCGAAGAUCGGGUCCGCGUCCGGGGUGAAAUGUUGCUUCGCGGCCAUUUCGAAGGGCCUCACGGCGCUGAUGCUGCAGUCGUUCACGACGGCGAACGCGCUGGGCGUGCUCCCGGCUCUUCAUGACUACCUAAAGGAGUACAAUCCUGCGGCGGCCCAGCGAGUAGAUAAGAGCGUAGUUGGCUGCGCGCCCAAAGCAUAUCGGUGGGUUGAAGAGAUGAAUCAGAUUGGUGAUUGCUUUGCGGAGGAUGGUGGGUGGCAGCAGCAGGCGAAGGUUUUUAGGGAGAUUGCGCAGGUUUAUGAGGGGUUGGCUGGGCUGGUGGAGAGGAGAGGCGGUGUUGAUGGUUUUGAGGAUGCGGUAUCAGUUGCUGAUGCUUUGAGUAGGGAUCUCGAUGAUAAGGAGGCAUGAGGUCGGGAUUGAAAUGGCCGGGAAAUGUGUUAUGGAAUAUUUAUGAGUAUGAAUGAUUUAAAGCAUUAAGACCUACGACUGAAUUGUGAAAGAGGAAGAGUGUCCCAAUUAGCUUUCACCGUGACACUGACAGUGGCGGAUGAUGAUAUCUUGACUAGAAAGAUGCCUGCAGAGGAUAACACACUGGCAUGGAGGCAAUCUCCCUAUUACAAUCACAGAAACGAUUAAUCUAUUUCACUUCCAUCUCCAGUAUUUGCC
Aaosphaeria arxii CBS 175.79 is the source of this 1580-nucleotide messenger RNA. Its product is annotated as 6-phosphogluconate dehydrogenase C-terminal domain-like protein. The coding region runs from base 366 to 1322 and encodes 318 amino acids. NCBI's taxonomy places the organism in Eukaryota, Fungi, Ascomycota, Dothideomycetes, Pleosporales. The record is from RefSeq and is a predicted model, not a curated record. The transcript has a single exon. Gene Ontology annotation, molecular function: NADP binding; oxidoreductase activity, acting on the CH-OH group of donors, NAD or NADP as acceptor.